Molecule: messenger RNA, 1712 nt
Organism: Contarinia nasturtii (swede midge)
Lineage: Eukaryota; Metazoa; Arthropoda; Insecta; Diptera; Cecidomyiidae
Product: dihydrolipoyllysine-residue succinyltransferase component of 2-oxoglutarate dehydrogenase complex, mitochondrial
Exons: 8
Coding region: 125-1564 (479 amino acids)
Biological process (GO): tricarboxylic acid cycle
Cellular component (GO): oxoglutarate dehydrogenase complex
Molecular function (GO): dihydrolipoyllysine-residue succinyltransferase activity
Source: RefSeq, a predicted model, not a curated record
UGUGACGUUUGUAGACAGCAAAAAGAGAAUACUUUUAUCGGGGGUGUGCAGUGAGACCAUCAAAAAGAAUAGUUGAUUCAGUCAUAAGGAGUGAAAGAAGAAUUUUGAAUUUAAUUCUAAAACAAUGGCAAGUUUAACGUGGAUGUUGACGCGAAAAUUGCCACAAGACCUCCUGAAAUCCGGCUUAAAUGUGAACAGUCGCCGAGUACUUUCAUCGGUAAAUAACCAAGUUAACCGCAAUUUUACAAACAAUGGCCAGAGUAGCUCAAGAUCCAGCAUAUUGACAUCAAAAGCGGCACAAACUGAACUAUUGACAAACUCCAAAUGGAUGCACCAAUCCAGAUUCAUACAUGCCACCAAUUCACUCUUGGAAGUUAUUAAAGUGCCACCAUUCGCCGAUUCAGUCUCCGAGGGUGAUGUAAAGUUUACGUGUAAAGUGGGCGAUGAAGUACGUGUUGACGAUAACGUAAUGGAAAUUGAAACUGAUAAAACGACCGUCGGUGUUCCAACGCCAGUUAGCGGUAUUAUCGAAGAGAUUUUCGUUCAAGAUGGUGAUACUGUGAAAGCCGGCCAAGAUUUGUUCAAAAUAAAACCGGGAGCCGUUAGUGAUAAGCCAAAAGCAGCUGCAUCACCUGCACCAGAAGCUCCAAAACCUCCCGUUCAAGAAGCACCAAAACCAAGUGCUGCUUCGGUGGCCCCAACACCCACAACACCGCCGCCACCACCACCACCAAGACCGGCACCACCACCACAACCAACUGGACCAGUGUCAACUGUUCCAAUAGCCGCUAUUCGACAUGCUCAAGUUGUUGAUGCUACAGUGAAAUUGCCUCCAGAAGAUUACUCACGUGAAAUCACUGGUACAAGAACUGAGCAACGAGUUAAAAUGAAUCGUAUGCGACUAAAAAUAGCUCAACGAUUGAAGGAUGCCCAAAACACCAAUGCAAUGUUAACUACUUUCAAUGAAAUUGAUAUGAGUUCUAUCAUGGAAUUCCGUAAAGCAAACUUGGAUGCGUUUCAGAAAAAAUACGGAAUCAAAUUGGGUUUUAUGUCAGUAUUUUCGAAAGCAGCUGCAUACGCACUACAAGAUCAACCAGUCGUUAAUGCUGUUAUAGAUGGAAACGAGAUUGUGUAUCGUGAUUAUGUUGAUAUUUCGGUUGCAGUAGCAACACCAAAAGGUCUUGUUGUGCCCGUUAUUCGUAACGUAGAAAGCAAGAACUAUGCUGAUAUUGAAAUCGCAUUAGCUGCACUUGGUGAGAAAGCUCGACGCAAUGCCAUCGCUGUUGAAGAUAUGGACGGUGGCACUUUCACAAUCAGCAACGGUGGUGUAUUUGGUUCACUGAUGGGAACACCAAUUAUUAAUCCACCACAAAGUGCGAUCUUGGGAAUGCAUGGCAUCUUUGACAGACCGAUUGCAGUCAAAGGACAAGUUGUCAUUCGUCCGAUGAUGUAUGUUGCUCUUACUUAUGACCAUCGUUUGGUUGAUGGACGAGAAGCCGUCAUGUUCCUGCGCAAAAUCAAGGCGGCCGUUGAAGAUCCUCGCAUCGUUUUAGCUGGACUCUAAAUAUUUUACCUAUUUUGUUGUCAAAUAUAUCUGGAAAUAAUACAUUCAUAUUCAAUAUAUGGCUUCUUCCCAACAAAAACAAAACAAAGAAAACUUAUCAUUUUAGUAAAAUAAAGGCACCAACAAACGAAUUAACUACAACAAAAAA